AUGGAAGGAGAAGACACGGUUACCCGAAACCUACAGAAGGAGCUGGAGGCAGCAGCUCACGAUACACCUGGCGUUGAUCCGCCGCCUGCCUCGAGGGAGAAGUCCGGGUGCAGCCUGCUCACGCCCGAGAAAGAGAGACGAGUCCCUCUCUUUUCAGGAAGCCCUUCUUUUGAAUUUCAGAGCGCUGGAGCUGCUUCGAAAAGACCGGCUACAGCACCGGCUACUCCCCCUGAUGAGCGCACGUACACCCGAGAUGAAGUAGAAGUCAUGAUCACCACGGCCAUCCGCAAUUACGCCCAAUCCUUACCUCAGGAUAACCGACCCAAAAGGGACCUAAGACGCUCUCCGAACGAGGGGCGAACUGAUGAUGAAGGCGACAGUUAUUCGGAAAAUCGAGGAGGCGACAGUCAUGGAGUCAGGACCGAAGUAGACAGCCUGAGACGUGAUAUGAACGAAUUAAAGGCCUUACGGAACAGGUCAAUGCGAGAUCUCGUGGGAUCUAGCCCUUUCGCAAAACACCUCGAUGACGACCCCAUACCCGCUAGCUACCGACCCAUUUCGUUCGAGUACAAUGGCACAUCGGAUCCUGCCGAACACCUAAGCCGUUUCAACAAUACGGCAUCACUUCAUCAGCUCACGGAAGGGGUGAGAUGUCGUGCCUUCGCCACCACCCUAGCCGGGCCUGCGCAGGCCUGGUUCGGUUUGUUGCCUUCCGGGAGCAUGCAAUCUUUCGAACAAUUCGCUAAGGCCUUCAUGAACCAGUUCGCCAGCUCGAAAAAGUGCAAGAAAACCUCCCUAUCGUUGUUCAGCAUCCGCCAGAAGGAGAAGGAAAGCCUCAGGAGUUACAUCAAACGGUUUACCUCGGCCACCCUGGAAGUCCCGACUACCAGUGACGAGGUGCUCAUGGCGGCCCUUUCACAAGGGUUGAGAGAUGAUGAAUUUUUCCGAGCUCUAGCACUGGAGCCAUCACCUGAUUUCGAUAACUUAUUAGAAAGGGCAUCUAGGUUCAUUAACUUAGAAGAAGCCCGCCAACAGAAAGUGGAGGAAUCUCACCAAGCCACAAACGUACGGGUCAGCGAAGUAAAGAGAGGCAAGGAGCCCAUGUUACCUCGCAGGGAUGCCAAUAUUCCUAGUCGGAGUAUUGUCCCGGAUGCUAAGGGAUCUCGGUUCCAAUCAUACCAGCCCCUUACAGCUCCUCUAUCCCAGGUGCUAUACGCGAUCGAGAAGAGAGCCGAUCUGCGGUGGCCUCGAACUGCUCGCGGAGCCCCCCGUCGAGAUCCGACAUUGGGUACUUUCUGCCGUUUUCAUAACGAAUACGGACAUACGACCGACGACUGCGCAUAUCUGAAAGACGAAGUGGAACGUCUCAUCAGGGAUAACAAGAUUGGGGAUUUUGUGAAGAUAGAUUCACCUCGGGGGCAAAAACGUGAAGCUCAGUUCGGGAACCCGCCACGAGCACCGCCCCCACCGCCAGCGCCGAAAAGAGGGUACAUUCAGAUGAUUUCAGGAGGUCCUACAGGAGGAGAUACUCACCGGGCUAGGAGACGUCAUCUCGGUAGCCUAAAAAAUAAUCAUGAAGUUUGCCAAAUUUCUACACCGAAGUAUCGUCACUAUCCCACUAUCUCGUUCAGUCCUGAAGAUGAAACAGACCUAGAUGAUUUUCACUGUGACCCUCUCCUCAUCACGAUUAACGUGGGAGGAUACGAUGUCGCUCGCGCCUUCGUUGACCCCGGAAGUUCGGUGGACGUCAUAUCUUACGAGUGUUUCCUACAAAUGGAGCUUGACCUCCCGGUUUUUCCCGUCACCACAGCGAUAUUUGGGUUCACAGGAGGGUCCCUGACGCCGAUUGGACAAGUUAAAAUCCCUGUCACUAUAGGAACUCCACCUCGAACACGCACUCAAACUGUCAAUUUUGUCAUCGUUGAGGGGUCGCCGACCUCGUAUAACAUCGUGAUAGGACGACCAAUGUUACAUACCUUUCGGGCGGUCCCUUCGACCAUUCAUCAAAAGCUUAAGUUCCCGGUUGAUGGGAUGGUAGGAGAGGUCAGAGGCGACCAAGCCCAAUCGAGAUCGUGUUAUGUCGAAAUGGUUAAGAUAGCAGAGAAGGGCCGACGCGAUACCCUCACCAAAGAAGACUUGGGAGACGAGAAGCGCCCCCGAGUUGAUCCAGAGGAUAAAGUUAAUCAUGUACAACCCAUGGACGAAUUGAUGACAAUCGACCUCGUCCCUGGGAUGAUGAAACAAACCCGGAUAAGUAAGGAUUUAGAACCACCUCUUCGGGAUGAGUUGAUAGCGUUAUUGCGGUCUAAUGAAGAUAUUUUUGCUUGGCAACCAAGUGAUUUGACCGGUAUAUCACCGCGAACUGCUGUACACAGGCUUAAUUUACGACCCGAGUGCAGGCCCGUCAAGCAAAAACGGCGACACUUCGGUACCGAAAAAGACGAAAUCAUACAGAAGGAAGUUCAACGACUUCUGGAAAUCGGACACAUCCGGGAAAUUCAGUUCCCUACAUGGCUGUCCAAUGCGGUGUUAGUACAGAAAGCUAAUGGCCAAUGGCGAAUGUGUAUCGAUUUCAGGGACUUAAAUAAGGCUUGCCCGAAAGACGAUUAUCCUUUACCUCGCAUAGAUCAGCUUGUAGAUGCCACUGCUGGAUGCGAGCUACUUAGUAUGAUGGAUGCCUCGCAAGGAUACCACCAAAUUCCGCUAGACGAAAAGGACCAGCCGGCAGUAAGUUUUGUCACCGCCACGGGGACUUACUGUUACGUGGUGAUGCCUUUCGGCCUGAAAAAUGCGGGAGCCACGUAUCAGCGAUUAAUGGAUAGGAUGUUUCGGGCCCAACUCGGACGCAACAUUGAAGUUUAUGUUGAUGACAUGUUAGUUAAAAGCAAGAGGCGCUCUACGCAUCUCGCAGACCUAGCUGAGACCUUUGCAACUCUUCGUUUAUAUGGAAUGAAGUUGAACCCUGCUAAGUGUGCAUUCGCAGUACAAGCUGGAAAGUUCCUGGGAUACAUUGUUAAUCGGGAAGGCAUCAAGGUAAACCAAGAUAAAGUGGAGGCCGUACUUCAGAUGACACCUCCUCGCUCCAUCAAGGAAGUCCAAUCCUUGGCAGGAAAAGUUGUAGCCCUAGCUCGGUUUAUAUCGCGAAUGGCUGAUAAGAGCCUGCCUUUCUUCAAAGUACUAAGGAAAACAGCUCAGUUCGAAUGGACCACCGAAUGCCAGCUCGCAUUCGAAGCAUUAAAACGAUCUCUCACUUGCUUGCCGAUUCUUAGCACCCCUGAAAAGGGCGAAACCCUGUUUGUAUACUUGUCAGUGGGCGAUGAGUCCAUCAGUUCGGUGUUGUUUAAGGAAGUUAAUAAUCAACAAAGGCCGAUCUACUAUACUAGUAAGAUCCUUACUACGUCGGAAAGCCGAUAUUCUGAAGUCGAGAAAAUAGCGUACGCACUGGUCCUCACUACGCGACGACUCCGGCCUUAUUUCCUGUCGCAUACCAUGGUGAUUCGCACAAGCUUACCCCUUCGGCAGACCCUAGGUCAACCUACCGCGUCAGGGCGAAUUGUUAAAUGGGCCAUCGAGCUGGGACAAUACGAGAUCCAAUAUCAACCCCGUACCUCGGUCAAAGGACAAGCGUUAGCGGAUUUCAUCCGAGAAACCACCAGGAUACCCAUCGAAAAAGAGUGGAAAAUUUACGUGGAUGGCUCAUCUACAACCUCGGGAGCGGGGGCAGGGAUAAUAGUUAUUGAUCCCACUGGAACGGAAGUCGAGUUUGCCGUUAGGUUACCUCGAGUUUCCAAUAAUGAAGCAGAGUAUGAAGCCUUUAUCCGAGGUAUGGAGAUCGCCCAAGAGCUCGGAGCGCGCGUGGUGCGAAUAUACUCCGACUCUCAAUUGGUAAUACAUCAACUCGAAGGGGACUACGAAAUAAAAAACGAUAGAAUGAAGAGUUAUGUAAAUAAAGCCCGAGCUGUGCAAGAAACUUUUGAAGUCUGUACCAUGCAUCAAAUUCCGAGAAACGACAACCAGCGAGCUGACUUCCUCGCUAAAGUUGGGUCGUCAGUCGUUGACUGCAUUGAAAGAAAGAUCACUAUCCUUAUUGCCCCCACCCCAACACCGGGGAUAAUGACAAUAGACGAAGAGCCAGAUUGGAGAACACCCUUGUUCAAAUACUUCAGAGGAGAGCGAGCUGGCACCAAGAGAGAACAGCACCGUUUGGCAUAUAAGGCAAGGCACUUUUACGUACGGCAUGGGACAUUAUAUAAAAGAAACUUCACCACAGUAGAUGCAAGGUGUUUGGGAAAGCAGGAGGUAAAGCAUGUUCUGGAUGAAGUGCAUCGAGGUGGUUGUGGCGAGCAUGGAGGAGCUCGGGCCCUCAUGCAGAAACUACACCGGGCCGGAUAUUACUGGCCUGGCAUGAAGAAGGACACGUACCGAUAUGUUCAACACUGCAUACAAUGCCAAAAAUAUGCCUCGCUCAUCCACAAGCCGGGGGAGGAAAUGACCAUCAUGAGUGCUCCAUGCCCUUUCGCCCAAUGGGGAAUCGACCUGGUGGGGCCAUUCCCUCAAACCACGGGUCGAAAAAAGUUCAUCAUUGUCGCGGUAGACUACUUUACCAAGUGGGUUGAAGCUGAAGCCUUAUCGAAAAUCUCAGAAGACGAGGUCAUGCACUUCAUUUGGAAAAAUAUCUGCUGUCGGUUUGGCCUACCUAGAAGCCUUGUAUCGGACAACGGCACUCAGUUCAACGGCAAGAAAAUUCGAGCGUGGUGCGAAGAGAUGAAGAUUGCACAAAAAUUCGUAGCAGUAGCGCACCCCCAGGCCAAUGGACAAGUGGAGUCCGUAAACCGGACCAUUGUCAAUGGGUUGAAAAAAAGGUUAGACGAGCUGGGUGGAAGUUGGGUAGACGAGUUGCCCUCCGUCCUAUGGUCUUACCGGACCACAUCCAAAGCAGCUACUGGCGAAACACCGUUCCGGUUAACCUACGGAACUGAAGCGGUUAUACCGGUCGAAGUGGCAAUGGACACGCUCCGCAUCGCCGCAUUUGACGAAGUAACAAACGAUGAUGCUUUAAGAUCACAGCUGGACGAAGUUUUCGAUCUUCGGGAAACGGCGUAUUUGCACAUGGAAAGAAGUAAAAACUUGAUUAAAGCUCGGUAUGAUCAGGGGGUGCGGUCCCGCUCAUUCCAGAUCGGAGACCUCGUCUUGCGACGAGCGGACGCGCUAAAACACACGGGAAAGUUGGAGGCUAAUUGGGAAGGACCAUACACAGUCACCAGGUGUUUGGCCGGCGGAGGAUAUGAGUUGGCAGACAUCGACGGGAAGCCGUUACCUCGGGAGUGGUACAAGAUUGAACUGAUGGAUAAGCUUAAGGAAUAA
This is a messenger RNA of Erythranthe guttata (spotted monkey flower), 5364 nucleotides long. The record is from RefSeq and is a predicted model, not a curated record. Lineage: Eukaryota; Viridiplantae; Streptophyta; Magnoliopsida; Lamiales; Phrymaceae.